This is a messenger RNA of Salvia miltiorrhiza (redroot sage), 1224 nucleotides long. Its product is annotated as protein FAR1-RELATED SEQUENCE 5-like. NCBI's taxonomy places the organism in Eukaryota, Viridiplantae, Streptophyta, Magnoliopsida, Lamiales, Lamiaceae. Gene Ontology annotation, biological process: regulation of DNA-templated transcription. The record is from RefSeq and is a predicted model, not a curated record. The transcript is spliced from 3 exons. Bases 259 to 1224 code for a protein of 321 amino acids.
AAUAUAUUCUCUAUUAUUAAAACCGAAAAGGGUAAAUUAGGCACAAGCAAUUUUCGGCCAGCAUGUUUUAAGGGAAACAAAUCUUAAUUUAUCUAUUUUUAUUUGGUAAGAUUUGAUUCUCAAUAUCCAUUCCAAUCUCUUCUACCGUAAAUUCUUCUAACGUAAAUUCUUCUUCUGUAAAAUCUUAUAUUCUAAAAACUCUUCAUCUCCGUAUUAUACCAAAAACCUGUAAGUCUGGGAAGCUUCAAGUCGGCGGCCAUGGAGGAUUUAGAAUAUCCGGCGUCUUUAGAAGAUGAAACAAUUGAACUUGUAUUUCCGGAAUGUGAUGCUAAAAGCAAACCGUUUGAGGGGCAGAUAUUUCCAAAUCUACAAUUAGCAUGUCAAUUCUACAAAGACUAUGCAAAACUAUGUGGCUUUGCAGCCAGAAAAAGUACAAGCACAAAAGUUGAUGGUACAAUUGUAACAUACUAUAUGUUAUGCAAUAGAGAAGGCCAUCCUCCUGUACCAGAUGUGUUGUUGAUGCCUGAAAGUGGAAGUUCAAUAAAAAAGCGUAAGAAAACAUCAUGCAAGGUGAAGUGCAUGGCACGAAUUAUUUUUCAAUAUUUGGAUUUAGGUGUAUAUAAGGUUCGUACGUUCAACGAGGGUCAUAACCACACCAUGGUUCCUACUGUAUCUCGACACCUUAUGCCCGUCAACCGGACUGUUACUCCCGUCCAUCAGAUGUGGAUUACUUCUGCCAUUAAAGCACGUAUUGGUCCUAUGAGAUCUUUUCGCAUGUACAGAGAGAUUGUGGAUAAAUAUGAAGACAUUGGAUGCACUAGUGAUGAUUUCAAAAAUUUUGCUCAUGAGCUCUAUGUUUAUGCACUUGAUUCAGAUGCUCACAUGAUUUUAGAAACAUUCAAGAAUAAAAAAGAGUUAGGCAAUGGCUUCCAAUAUUUUUACGAGGUAGACGAUGAGAACAGGCUGAUUCGGUUGAUUUGGACCGACGAAACAUCUAUCAGAAACUACAAAUUAUUUGGUGAAGACGUGUCCUUUGAUGCAACAUACAAUACCAACAGGUAUAAAUUGAUCUUCACACCGUUCACCGGUAGGGAUAACCAUGGCAAGUGUUUGUCAUUUGGUGCAGCCAUUAUAUCUCGAGAAGACGUUGAUUCUUAUUCUUGGGUUUUGGAGAAGUUUGUGGAAUGCGUGGGAAAUGCCCCACCACUAUUAAUAACUGAUUAA